This is a messenger RNA of Cercocebus atys (sooty mangabey), 3881 nucleotides long. RefSeq lists its product as uncharacterized. NCBI's taxonomy places the organism in Eukaryota, Metazoa, Chordata, Mammalia, Primates, Cercopithecidae. Bases 23 to 424 code for a protein of 133 amino acids. The transcript is spliced from 3 exons. The record is from RefSeq and is a predicted model, not a curated record.
GUGAGGUUGUGCUGUCCCUUGAAUGACACUCAAGGCUGUGGCCCCGCAGCAGAGGAAGCGGUGGUGGUGGCGUCGGCGGCGGCGGCGGCGGCAGCCGGAGCUAGCAGUAACCGAGCUGGUAAGGAAACUGAGGUAUACAAGGAUGAACUUUUGCAAGGCUACAAAUCUGGUUAAUGGUGAAGUGGUUUCCAGCUUUCCUGGCCCAGUCCGGGAUUCUGCUCUUUUGCAGGUUUGUAUUUGUACUAUAAUAAAAUGUGACUCUCUCUCCAAACUUUGUCUAAAUUACAGAAUGAUUUUUCAUGUUUGUGCAGUGGUUUUCAGCAUUCCUGGCCCAGUCCGGGGACACUGUGGGUGUGUCCAGCUUAAGUCCAGUAACUGGAAAUACAAGCCCAAGUUCUGGAGAGUUCGAGCUGCAGAGAUAUAAAUGGGGACACUUUCAACCUUGACUCGUUGGCCAUAACCAGCAGAGUGGAAAAUAGAAGAAGAGGAAAAACAUUGAACCGCAAUGUUAUAACAUCCUUUACUAGGCAGAGAAAAGAGGAAAGACCGGGAAAGAAAACUGUAUUACAAUGUGAAAAUGUAAUGUUGAGAAAUUCAGGCAUCUUGGGGUUAGUGAGAAGUUUUAGGGGCUUGGACUCUUCAAAUCACAUGUACAGAAAUGUGUAUUUUAUCUGAUAUCUUAUCAAAUGACAUUUAUAGUGCUAAUCUUUAUCUCAAGACUUCACAUCUUUUGGUGAUUGCAUCUUUUAGGUUUAUAGCAGUUAAGUUUGCAUGAAAGCACCAGGGCUGUUUCAUUUCAGUCAAGAAUAAUGUUCAUUGAUUGUGCUUCUGCAUUUCAUACAACUAUUUUAGAACUUGUUUUAGUUUUAUGAGGGAAUAAUUGGUCCAACUUCUAUAUAACUCAGGAAUUUACUCUCAAACAACACUGUCAAUUAGUUACCUAUCUCUCUGCAAAUGAUCUGGGAACAUUGAGAGGAAAGGAAGGAAGAGGCAAAAUCUGACCACUUAAAUCUAAGCAUAUUAGAUCAUUUUGGUUGUUAGAAAGUCCUGAAUGAUGUGACUUACGUUCUUGUAAAACAUCUCUUUGCAUAGAUUCAUGGCCCAAACAAUAUAUAAAGAGUGGAGAAGGAACCGCAGUUGCAAAUAGUUCAAAUCAUUGCUCCAUCUUAACUAUGCAGUUCACAAAGUGUGAAGAAAUUUGAUCUUCUCAAAAAAGAUAACAGGAAAAAAAAUAAUGUUUUGUUCUGUGACUUUAAAGUUUUGCAAUAUUUUACGUACAUGAGAACGGGUACUUUAAUAAGAACCCUUGAUACUUUUGUUAUUGUAUUCAAUAUAUGCUUAUAAUACAACAGGAUCGUAUUGUUUGGAAUUUGGAAAUAUAUUCUUUCUUGUGCAAUCUUAUACAGUGAUACUGCUUGAAUAUAAUUACGUGAAUUUAUCUUUCUUUUUUGUUGUUGUUUUGCACUCUACUUAUUUGGUGCCUGUCAGUCUUUUAUCAUCAGUUUAUAUUCUACUAAACUCAAAAAGACAAUCUCAUACCUUUUGUAAUUGUAGGCAUUCCUUACUAGAUUUUUAAAUAGACUUCAAAAAUUCAAGUACUUUGAUUUCAUGCCAUCAAGUAGCUGGAUCUAUCCCCCCCGCCACCCCCCGCUUUUAAAUGUUAGUGAGUAGUUCAAUUUCUGUCACUUUCUAGUUUGUGAAUUCUAAAUCUUUUAAAACAAUCUUGCCAUUUUUCAUGCACUUAUCCUUAUGGAAAACUCUAUCAAACACUACUUAUCUCUUACUUUUAUGUUUUAAACUACUUUUUUAUGUUACUAUUCCGUCUGCUUUCUAAAUGCACAUAUUAAUGUAUUCUUUUUAUUCUCUGUAGCUCUUCUCAGUAUAUGAAUUCAGUUUCCCAUCAAUCUCCAUACAAUUUUAAAAAAUAAAUGUGAAGUAUUCUGUUAUUUUAGUAUGAUAUCUAGUGCCCAUAUUCUAAUUCUGCCUCUUAUUUUUAAAAUAAUUGUAUUAUUCAUUUAAAAUGACAACAAUUUCAAUUUCAAGAAAGUGAAAGGAAACAAAGGAAUAAUAUUAUGGGUUUAAUUUUUAUCAGUGAACUUGUAGGUGAAGAAAAGGUUUUGGGAAGGAAAUGAACAUAUUAUACUGCAAAAUAGUAAGGAACAAUCAGAUGUGUUUUCUAGUUUCUGGAAAAGCAUGUUUCAAGAAAUUCAACGACAAAUUCAUCAUGCUUGCUUAGAUUGUUGAGAAGCAAAAGUGCUGAUGAACACUAGGAAGCAAUGAGAAUGUAAUUCUAAUCAUACUGUUUUAAUACUUUUGCAGAACUCUCCAAACGCCGCUCUGUGUGGAUGUCUUUCAGAAUUUGAUGAAUACUAGGGGUCUUAUUCUGCCCUUUUCUCUCUACCACAAUAUAUACAUUGUAUCACACACACAUAUACACAGUAUUGUGUGUAUGUGUAUAUAUAUAGUAUUACAUGUAUUGCACACACAUACACAUUUUCCAAAUAUUACAUAUAAUUUCACGUAAUUUAUAGACCUAUUAAGGCCCAACCAUUUUCUUGGAUAGGGGAUUCUUUGGAAGUCCAGCUUAAAUAAAGCCCUUAUAGAACUUUUUUUUAAAUUUAUACAUUAUCACCUACAGUAACAUUAUCUACUGAACUCUUAGUACAUGCUACCUGAACCUUUUAUCACGUUUCUUCCUGGCUUGUAUUACAACACUGUUGACAUAUCUCAGCCUCACUUCUAGGCUUCUUUGAGAGCAUGACUCAUGUUUGUAUUCCUCACUGAGGUUGAAUGAAUAAGAGAAACUACAAUAGCAGGAAAAAAACUGCACAUGUAGAUAUCAGUGAAUAUGAAAGGGUCAAAUGAAUCUAUUAUAGUAAGCACAAAAUCAACGGACACCAACAAAGUAAACCCCAAAAUUUUAAUGGUAUUUUAAUAGAUCAAGAGGAACAAGCAGAUUGCUAUCUGGGAAGUUGGUAAAGUUUUGAGACAAUUGUCUCCUACUUUCUCUAUCAUGGGGAGUAAUUUUAAAAGAAAAAUGGAGGGUAAGUUUCUUUGAGAGAAAAUUGUAGCUUAAAACAGGUCAUGGGAUAAUUAGAAAUAAUUUAAUUGCUUUAGAGGAUUUUAAUCUUUCAACUGCUCUCAAUUAGAUCCUAAGGCAAUAAAAGAAUCAGGAGGUUUGGAAAACCAUUGUCUGUAAUCUCUGAAGAAAAGUGGACAUUAGGGGAGUCAGUUGAAAAGCGAAGCUAUCACCAUUUUCUAAAGAGGAAAAAGGUGAACCUCACAAACUAUAGAUCAAAAAAAUAGGACAUCGAGAGAAAGAAUAUGAAGCUCACAUAGGUUCACAAAGAAUGAGUCAAAUCAAACAACAUACAUUUUUAUUUAUAAAGCAUGACUUGUUCAUCGUCAAUUCAUGUUAGCUUAAUAAUUAGGCAUUAAUGCCAUCACUGCAAUGCAUAUGUCAGCAAUGAAUAAUCAAAGGCCAGGCUUCCAUCAUUCUGUUUAAUAUCUUCGAGUAAUGCUUAUGUUUGCAAAUGCUCUUUUAACAAAUUCUCCAUAUGCAGCCUGUCCAGCACUGCACACAAUAGACCUGUUACUUCCCCCUCACAAGCACUCCUAAUAUUUCAUGUGCUUAUCCAAUUGACUUCUCCCACUGGUGCCUCAUAUCGAAUUUGUAGAAUCACACCUGCUCCUUUUUCAAAACUCUUCUGAGUUUUUUCUUAAAUAAUUCACUGACUCAAAAGCUGUCAGAUAUUUGAAGACUAGUCACAAAAUUUUAAUAUUAUAAAUGUAUAAUGUAAAUGUAAUCAAGAUUUGUAUAAUGUACAAUGUACGUUGGUAAAUAAAAGUAUGCUGUGAAUAAAUACAUAUAAAAUUCAAAA